CUCCCGGAUGGCCUGAGGCAGGGAUCGAGGAGGAGUCUGCGGGUUUCUAUCAGUCAGCAAAUACGAAAAGGGAACAGCCCAGCACUGAACAGGUCUCGUGCAGUGAAAACAGCUUUGAAGUCAGAGGACCUGGGCUCCAAUCCAGCCUCCGCCACCGCCUGUGGGACCUCGGAAAAGUCACUCGACCUCUCUGGGCCUUCUCUCUGGUUUCUUCAUCUGUACAAAAAGGCUGGGUUAACCAGAGGGCGCCGAAAGCCCAGUCUCGCUCAAAAUUUAUGACACCGCGACCUACCCGGACCGGUCACAAAACUCCCUCCAGGAAAAGAAAGGAAGCCAAAAGCAGCUGCACAGCGCGCCCACAAAAGAUCUCCAAAAUGAGAAACACAAGCAAGGACCUUACUCUACCUACCAGUCGCUAUGCCCCUUGUGAUUGGUAUUACCAUCUUCCAUUGAAAAGAUCUGAGAAGUCCUCAGAAACUGCACUUCCUCCAACAUCCCAGAUUCCAGGCCUGAGUGAACUUGCAGAGCCACAUAAUGAGAUUACGUUUGGCUCCCGAAGAAAUUGGAUAAAAGACACUGACUCGGAAUACGUCAAACUUGCGAAACAAGGCGGCAGACCUGAUUUAUUGAAACAUUAUGCCUCUGGUUCAAGAAAAGGAUCUCCUGUUGCAUAUUCUAUGCCUGAAUGGUAUACUCAUCACAGUAAACCACCAACUGCUGAACAGAAAGAAAUACAUGUAUCUUCCAUGCCAGAGUAUAUGGUUUAUGAAGAGUUUAACCCUGAUCAGGCCAAUGGUAACUAUGAAUCCAAAAGGGGGCCUUUUGAUUUUGAUAUGAAAACAGUUUGGCAGAGGGAAGCUGAGGAGCAUGAAAAGGAGAAAAAAAAGGUGAAACUGCCAGCAAUUAACUCAAGGUAUGCAAGCAGGGCAGGAUCUGUUGCUGGUUCCAAAGAUAAUGCAAGGAAUAGAUUUUCGUUUCCUCCUAUGCCGGGUCACAAAAACAAUGAACCAACGAACUUCACCAAACUAAUUAGCAAUGGUUAUAAGGAUGAGUGGUUACAGCAUCGUGGAGAUACAGGAAAAAAAUCUCCACCAACAUCUAAAAUUUCAGAGGCAUCUGCGUUAUCUGUGACUACUCCAUUGCAUCAAGAUUCAGAGGUUCCAGAAAGUGCUGAGAAACCCCAAGAUACAUCAUUAUCUGAGUCUGGAGAAACACCAAAGGAACUCAAAUGAAAUCUAUAGCUAAUAUUUUAGAUAUUUUUUAAAAUGCAAAAUGUAAUGAUACUGUGAGCAACUAUAUUUAUAAAACUUUUAUUAUUGCCUUAUAUUGAACUAGAUUUUUAAGAGAUUAUCUAUCUUGCAGUGCAAUUUUACAUUCCUGCAGUAUAGAUCAUGUAUUUUUCUUACUUUGUUUCAUUUUUCUGGAUGGUAACAUAAAGGUCAAGAAAUUAAACUAGGACCUUUUUGUUACCUCUUUUUCUGCUGAACUGGUGAUUUCCCCACAUCAUUGAUACCAAUUAUUUUUUCCCCUGAAUAAUACAAUAGGACAUAUCAGCUAUUGCUCGAACUACUAUUUGGUGGCAUUUCUGCUGAAAUAGACUGUUGAGACUCUAAUAGCCUAUAAGUUAUAGUAUUGAAAGUAAAACGAUCUUAAUAAAACAAGUAUAAGAUGAUA
This is a messenger RNA of Vombatus ursinus (common wombat), 1674 nucleotides long. It is a transcript of the gene CUNH7orf57, whose product is annotated as chromosome unknown C7orf57 homolog. Bases 276 to 1232 code for a protein of 318 amino acids. NCBI's taxonomy places the organism in Eukaryota, Metazoa, Chordata, Mammalia, Diprotodontia, Vombatidae. The record is from RefSeq and is a predicted model, not a curated record. The transcript is spliced from 9 exons.